AUGAGUAUGAGUCACUUGUUUACGUGGCAUGGAUAUGCGAUGCUUAUCUUUGGACAAUUCUACGUCCUCUUCUACGCGUCAUCCAACUACCUCUCCGCAUACCCGAUCAUCACAGGAGUCGCAUUAUGGUUCGCGUGUAUUGGCCUCGUCCCUUUUUUCGCCUUCCUCUCACUCCUCCUCCUCAUCCUCCUCUUCCUCUAUUUCUCGUAUCUUGUCAUGUACCUCGCGUUUUGGCCACUCAGUUACUGGGGAUUGGUGCAGAGGCAGGCCAUCAGUCGGAUGAAUGGAGGGUACCAGAGUGAGGGAACGACUAAUACUACAGAUCUAAAUCAAGUUGAGAGGUCGUUGGAGGAUGCGGAGAAUGGUCGUGGGGGUGGGUUUGGAGCAGUGGAGAAUUUGAAGUUGUCGCCGGCGAUGAUGGCCAUACCGAUUGUUAUUUACAAGAAGCCUGGUGGGCGACCUGUCAUGACUUCUCCCUCUGCGGUCGCGGCCAUGACUGCUGCCAAUCUUACCAACACCAGUUCUGGACAACAACCACAGCAGCAACAGGAUCAAGUCGUUGUGACAGGAACUCGUCCAGAUGGAGAUCGACCUGUGGCGCUGGCCAUGCCUCAACCUCGUAGAUGCGGAUACGGUAACGGACGUGACACCCAAAACGAUGUACUCAACAGGAUGUCAGCCAAUCUUUCGAUUAUCUGCAGCACUCCUCCUGUUCCAUCGUACGCAAGCUCUAGGCAUGGACGGUCCCGAUCUUCAACGACCACUGGAUCGGUGUUGUCGUCCAACAUGCCCUCUAUUCCCUGUACGUCGUCCGGGCAGGUGCAGGAGAUGACAGAAGUCGACACGGCUCGUCGGCAAACUGCCUCACCAAUCGUCCCUGCAUCCACACCGCUUCAAACUAUACCCUCCUCGGCUACUACUGCCAAUUCAGGAUUUGGAUCUGGAACUGGAACAGUUGCACAGGCAGCUGUGACAGACACUGCUGCUGGAGCUGGAGGGUACCCGACGUGUGUAUCUGAGGUCGUGUUCCCAGAAAGACACCAACGGAAUUGUAACACCGGCCAGGCCAGCAACAACACCAGCAACCACAGCCUCGCCGCCUCGCACUCCGAAACACCGUCGGCCCGUGACUCAACCCCUACGACCUCAACGCCUGUCCCAAUAGCACUCGCUCAGCCCGCAAUCGCAUCUCUCCCUGCACCGCUCAGCAUCGGCACACUUUCAGCCACAAGUUCCAAGACCUCCUCGCCCUUAUUAUCGCCACUGGGAUCAGUUGCCGCCUCCGUUGCCGUCUCCAUUGCCGAAGAAUCCGAUGACCUCCCCCAACCCCACCAGACUCUGCAGGCACAGGAGGUACAAGCGCAAGAAGAGGAGUUCAACAACGGCGACCAAGAAUGCGCCAUCUGUCUCUCGGACUUUGAAGACGGAGACGAAUUGCGACACUUGUAUUGCAACCAUCUGUUCCAUCGCAAUUGUGUUGAUCGCUGGUUGGUCAGGAACGCGUUCUGUCCGAAAUGUAAACGUGGCAUCUAG
Molecule: messenger RNA, 1533 nt
Organism: Linnemannia hyalina
Lineage: Eukaryota; Fungi; Mortierellomycota; Mortierellomycetes; Mortierellales; Mortierellaceae
Source: the annotation of a GenBank genome assembly